Staurois parvus is the source of this 1489-nucleotide messenger RNA. The record is from the annotation of a GenBank genome assembly. Lineage: Eukaryota; Metazoa; Chordata; Amphibia; Anura; Ranidae.
AUGGCCCCGAUCAUCCUGUUGUGUGUUAUGCUGUACCAGCUGUGUGCCGGCCAGUCGGGGCCCCCAGAUUCGCCUGGCAGGAUAGCUAUUGUCGGUGCAGGUAUUGGAGGCUCUGCAGUCACACAUUUCCUACACCAGCAGUUCGGCUCUCAGGUGCAGAUUGAUGUCUACGAAGCAGAGCGGGUUGGAGGCCGUUUGGCCACCCUGACAGUGAACAGUCAGCAGUAUGAGUCAGGCAGCCCUUCCAUUCACUCCUUAAACUUACAUAUGCAGGACUUUGUCAAGCUCCUGGGGCUGAAACAUCGCCGAGAGGUGGCUGGAAAGAGCGCUAUAUUCAAUGGAGAGAAUCUGGUUCUAGAGGAAACAGACUGGUAUCUUCUUAAUCUUUUCCGACUUUGGUGGCAUUAUGGGAUCAGUUUUUUGAGACUUCAGAUGUGGGUAGAAGAAGUCAUGGAAAAAUUCAUGAGGGUGUAUAAGUACCAAGCUCAUGAGUAUGCGUUUUCAAGCAUUGAGGGAUUGCUGCGUUCACUUGGAGGGGACCAUUUUGUGAAUAUGACCCAGAAGUCAGUUGCGGAAUCAUUGCAGGGAAUUGGAGUGUCGCAACGUUUCAUAGAUGACGUGAUCAGUGCUGUGAUGAAAGCCAGCUAUGGACAGUCAGUGUCCAUUCCAGCUUUAGUAGGAGCCAUGUCUUUGGCAGGAGCCCAGGGAAAUAUGUGGGCAGUGGAAGGAGGUAAUAAGUUGAUAUGCUCAGGUUUGCUAAAGCUGACGAAGGCCAAUGUGAUCCAUGCUAGAGUGACGGCAGUGUCUCUACACAGCUCAGAAAAGAAGCCCCUAUAUGAAGUGCAGUAUGAGAGAGAUGGGACACUGGGUUCUGAUUACUAUGAUGUGGUGAUUAUAGCUGCUCCAUUACAAAGAACAGGCUUCCCUAUCUCAUUUCGGAAUUUCCAGCCUACUCUUCCAGAGUACAUAGGUUCUUACCAUCGAGUGGUGACAUCCAUUGUCCAUGGCUACCUCAAUUCUUCCUAUUUUGGCUUUACGGAUCCCAAGCUAUUUCCAUUUGCUAGUAUCCUCUCCACAGACAGCCCCAGAUGCUAUAUUUCACAGCCUCGAGAGCCUGUGCCCAGUAAAUGUGUCUGUUGGCUUCCGGCGCAAGCCUCCACAGGAAGCUGGGGUUUGGCGGGUGCUUUCUUCACUGCCUUUGGACAGGAAGGAACUGAAGACUCUGUUUAAGUCCUAUUAUUCUGUUCAGGUCAUUGAAUGGCAGGCUUUCCCAAACUAUGGCACAGCCAGUUCUUCCAAAUCACUCCCUCCCAUCAUUCUCCAUGAUGGUUUGUAUUUCCUGAGUGGUGCAGAAUGGGCAGCCAGCUCAGUGGAGGUGAUUGCUGUGGCUGCAAGAAAUGUGGCUUUGCUCGCUUUCAAUCGCUGGUUUGAGCUCAAUGAGAAAAUAGACCAGCAAGAUUUGAUGCACAAACUGAAAACUGAACUUUAA